GUGUGGCCGCCCGUGUCGUGUAGUGUGUAGUCGCAGCAGCUAGCGCCCGGCCGGCCAGUCGAGUGAGUCCAUCCUCCAUCGCCAUCCAAUGGCCGCCACCGCCCUGAGCAUGAGCAUCCUCCGCGCGCCGCCGCCCUGCUUCUCGUCCCCACUCAGGCUCAGGGUCGCGGUUGCCAAGCCGCUGGCGGCCCCCAUGCGGCGCCAGCUGCUGCGCGCGCAGGCCACCUACAACGUGAAGCUGAUCACGCCGGAGGGGGAGGUGGAGCUGCAGGUGCCCGACGACGUCUACAUCCUGGACUUCGCCGAGGAGGAAGGCAUCGACCUGCCCUUCUCCUGCCGUGCGGGGUCCUGCUCCUCCUGCGCCGGCAAGGUCGUCUCUGGCUCCGUCGACCAGUCCGACCAGAGCUUCCUCAACGACAACCAGGUCGCCGACGGUUGGGUGCUCACCUGCGCUGCGUACCCCACCUCCGACGUCGUCAUCGAGACGCACAAGGAGGAUGACCUCCUAUAAUUCUAGCUAGCUAUACACCGCCAGGGCCCGUCGUCUUGUGCCACCACAUGCAGUACCGCCCGCGCAGGAGAUGAGACGUGUCGUCUCAAUAAUUCUAGCUAUAUAUAUAUAUAUGCAUGCAUGCAUGUACUUUUCCCUGUUCCAAACUGAGUAUAUUCUAAAUUACAAGAUUUAAUCACAAGGUUUAGAGCAACUCCAACCAUGAGUCUCAUAAUUGGCUCUAUAUUUUGAUUUAGCAACUCACUUAAUUUGUUUAAGAUCUAAACACAUGUUUUGUUUC
Zea mays is the source of this 791-nucleotide messenger RNA. Its product is annotated as ferredoxin 2. Gene Ontology annotation, biological process: electron transport chain. The record is from RefSeq and is marked validated. The transcript has a single exon. Gene Ontology annotation, cellular component: chloroplast stroma. The coding region runs from base 89 to 511 and encodes 140 amino acids. NCBI's taxonomy places the organism in Eukaryota, Viridiplantae, Streptophyta, Magnoliopsida, Poales, Poaceae. Gene Ontology annotation, molecular function: 2 iron, 2 sulfur cluster binding; electron transfer activity.